GUGCAGCGGCGCAGCCCGGGGCGCACUGAGGGAGUCCGGGCUGGCUGUGAACGGACGCGUCGGAAACCUCCCCGGAGGGGCCCCAUGUAAUUCGAUGCACGCUGUUAAAGCUUAGAGUAUAUUGUCUUCCCUUUUCGCUUAUGAAGCCUCCACCCACCGGCCCACCCUACAUUUAGCAGAUCAUGUGACUCGGGGAGAGAAGAGGAAAGGGAGAGGAGGAGACGAGACAGAGAGGACUGUGGAAAGGAAAACAGUCUCCUAGUCUCCACGGCUCUGCAGCUUUUGACAAGGCAGCCUAAGAAACAGGAUGUUAAUGCUUGACGGAAUGCCUGCAGUCCGAGUCAAAGUCGAGCCUCUGGAAUCGGAACAAGGGUCACCUAAAGUUCGCCCUUUCUCUGCGAUGGAUGGCGUCCCCUUCUUCCUCAGCAGAGUAAAGUCGGAACCCCCCGAGGAUCUGCUCGCCCAUGACCUCCACUUCCACACGCAGACAGAACCUGUGGACCUGUCAAUCAACAAGCCCCGCCCCUCCUCCUUGUCUACCACCACAGCUAGCAUAACCUCCUCCUCGUCGCCCCCCCACAGAUCCGCCUUCUCCCCGUCUUCGUUGUCGUCCUCCUCGUCCUCCUCGUCUUCUCCGUCGGUUAUCACCUCGGCGUCCUCGGUGCUCACGCCGGGCCCACUGGUAGCCCCCGGAAGCGGGGUGAGAGGUCAGCCGUAUUUGCACAUCCUGCAGUCCGUGCCGCCGCCUCCGUCCAGCCCCCUGAGCCUGCAGGGAGCCGGGAAGCUGGCCGGCCAUGUUCACCGCAUCCCAGUUGUGGUGCAGUCACUGCCCCUCAUGUACACCACUGCAGUGCGAUCGCCCUCCAGCCUCAACAACGCUAUCAUGCUACCUCUACUGGAAGAGGCCAAAAGCCAGGGCAAAGGUGUGUGUGUGUGUGUUCGUGUCCCUGCAGUACACACAGACCCCAACGGCCUGUCACCGAGGCAGAUCAAAAGUGACAGCGAUGACGAUGACCUACCGAACGUGACCCUGGACAGUGUUAACGAGACCGGCUCCACGGCGCUGUCUAUAGCCCGGGCUGUGCAAGACUCCAUGUCGCCGUUCAGUAUUGACAGCAUCCGACGCCCCCGGAGGUCAGAGUCACCUGACUCGAAGAAGCGAAGAAUCCACAGAUGUGACUUUGAGGGUUGCAAUAAAGUGUACACCAAAAGCUCACAUUUAAAAGCACACCGGAGGACACACACAGGGGAAAAGCCAUACAAAUGCACCUGGGACGGCUGCACCUGGAAGUUCGCCCGCUCCGACGAGCUGACGAGGCAUUACAGGAAGCACACGGGCGUGAAGCCCUUCAAAUGCGCAGACUGUGACCGCAGCUUCUCCAGAUCCGACCACUUAGCCCUGCACCGACGGAGACACAUGCUGGUGUGAAGCACAACGGGAGCGACUAAGAGAAGAUGUCAGCUGAGCAGACGCAGCCACACACAUGCACACACAAUCACGCAGACGCACGCAGGCAGCCAUGGGAGCUGGAUCUCCCUCUGAAUGUUUUUCAGCUGGCCUGGAUGCCCAAACUUAUUCAUGCAUACACCCCCCCCCCACACACACACACACACACAGACACGCACACACGCAAAUUGGAGAUGGAGAAGCUGGACGGACAGUCGGAGCAGAAAACAGGGUGACUUCCGGAUCCUCUCUGGAUGGGAAGGAAGCGAUGGCGGGAUCUUUCUCCGUCAUCAGAUAAUGAUGGGGAACUGCUUUUAACAGCACUGUUUGUUGAUGUUUAGCUUUGAUUAAUUUUUUUUUUUUUUUUUUAGGAUGAAGUGGCACACUAUAAAUUUGGAUUUUACUCACUUUACAAUACAGCUGCUUUUCCAGCGUUCAUAAUGUGAAAGACCCCUAUGAAAUCAGAGCGGGAAGUUCGACCUUGUGUGGAUUUUAACAGGAAGAGACUCGGCCGGAGUUGGAUUUACAGACAGUAUUGUUUUUUGUUUUUUUUUGUUUUUGUUGUAUUGCCUUCCCGUGAGUUGACCAGCAGAGGGCAGUGUUUGAUCACGGAAGGUUUACUUGGACUUGGACCGUCACAUUUAAGACGUGGAGAAGUUGAAUGAGGGUUGGACUUUCACCUUUUUUCCCGAAGCCAGCAAAGUGCAAACAACUUCACAAGGAUGGAUCCAUUUUUACCCGCUCACUCAGCCAUUGGCUGCAGGAACUGGACACACCAACUCAUCAUCACACCAGCAAAGAAGCCCCACCUUAUCACACGGACUUCAGACAAACCCCAUUCUUCAUCAGUGCUUUUCUUUAUUUUGAGCCUCUUUAAAGCAUUUUCUUCAAACAAAUCUUAUGUGGAUUUUGAGCUGUGAUUAGCAAUCAGUAAAGUGCAAUCUUAAAGAAUAUAUAUAUAUAGAUAUAUAAAUAUAUAUAAACUUUCAGUAUGAAAAUGUUUUCUUUAUUGAAUCUUGCUUUUUUUUUUUAAAGUACCUGCUUAUCGCUUAUGUUUGAUUCUGACAAAUACGAUCCCCCCAUUCCCCAUGUACAGUGAAUCUUGAAACAAUCAGAGGAGAGUAUGUGGGAAAAAAUAAAAAAUAAAAACCCAACAGAGGCACCUUAGAGACUUUCAUUCUGUCAACAUCUACCUGUACUCAUCAGUCAACUCAUUUUUCCUCCUCUGAAAUUGAGCCAAACCAAGGAGCUUUGUGUGGUGGUCUUGGUAGGGCAAGGCGGCCCCUCGACCGCAGGCUGUCGCUGACACCAGCUGAAGACUUUACGGAGAUAAACCUGCACACAAAGAAGAGCAAUACAUUCUGAUCAAAGUGUUUGUUGAUGUCCAAAAUCAGAGACAAAGGGUCAAGGUCAGCCUCGCUCUGGUUCUGAAGCAGCUUCAAGUCGCGAUGUCAGGUCUCUCAGCUGGGUCAUUCACUUCGCAGCAUCUUCUGUUUGUUAUUUUGUUUGUUUGUUUGUUUUCGUUUUUUUUAUUUUUUUAUUUUCGUAAACAUCACUUGAAAUGUUCUCACCUCACUUUGGGCAGUUUUGUGGGUUAUCACCAGAAGUUUGGUGAUUGAAACGCAGGAGUUGCACACCUAGUUACAUACAUACACGGCUUUGCAAAACUCCUGAUCCUUGAACUAUUUGACAUUCCGUCACGCUACAAUGACAAACAUCAAUGUAUGGCCCUCGGAGACCUAUAGUAGUAGUAGUGUGUAGCUGUCAGGUGGGAGGACACUGAUCCAUUCGGAUUCUGUUUCCAAUGCAAAUGAGUGAAAAUCUGAAAAGUGCAGCGCGCCUACGUCUUCAGCAUCCCUGAGUCAGUACUUUAAACGUCUGACGCCUUUGCAGAACAGCAGCAUGCAUCCUGAGAUUUUGGUGGACUUCUCUUAAAAGCUUAUUAGCUCACUUCUCUUCAUUUAGAUGUAUCGGAGUAAAGGGGGGACGGAAAAAAUGAGCACAUCUUUUUUUGUUCCCACUCCGCAAUCACGCACUACUUUGAAAAGCCCCAUAAAACCAUAUUAAAGUUUAUGGUUGUAACAUGGUGAAAUGAGAACAAGUUCAAGGAGUCUGAAAACUUUUGCAAAGUACUGCACAUAAUACAGAUAUUAUUAUGAAAUUGUAACAUUAUAUCACAGAAGAUUAAGACUUUAGAUGCAGUUACUGGCAGAAAUGUCUCUCAGAAAACAUCACACUUGACCUCAAUCAGGGAAUUCAAUUAAAAGUAUAUUUUUAUAGUCCUAAAGUCAAAUGUCUUUUCUUUUUUUUUUUUUUUUUGCAACUAGUUCCAGCGCUUUUGAUGCCGUUUAAAAGCUUCGGGCUUUAGGUACCAAGCCAACCGAUGUUAUAUGAUAUAGUGCUGCCAAAUGCAGUUAUUGGGCAGAAGCCAGUAAAACGACACGGCAACCUUUUCUUUUGAUUAAGGUAUCUUGAAAUCCAUAUGCUUUUACACUAACGCCUACAAAAACACACACACACACGUCAACAGCUCUCACUUUUAGUAAAGAAGCCAAAUCCAGGGAACAGUUUUUCACACAUGCAGAGUUCGUGCGGCCCUCUCGUAUGUUACCAUUAUUUAUGUAUAUUGUUUGUGCACAUGUCAUUACGCCCAGUUGUAUUAUCGUUUUGGCAAAAAGCAUAUUAGCACCUUCUUUGUUUAUUGAGAUGAUUUUCAGAUAAUUUUAUUUCAGAUGUCAAUUUAUAAACAAAUCUUCGUCAUAUUUUAUCAUCCAUAUAAUGUUUUAGGAAUUUUGUGUGUGUGUGUGUGUGUGUGUGUGUGUGUGUGUGUGUGAUUGAGGGACACUUCAUCUGACGGCUUGUAACUCUUUCUCUUAUGUGAAAAAAAAAAAAAAAAAAAAAAAAUUUUCUUGGAUCUUUUGAAAUGUUGUAAUAUAUGUGAUAGUGAAGAUACAAAGCUAUUACAAAGUUCUACAACCUGUACAUACAACGGAGAAAUAGGGCUUUCGAUUCGUAGACGCAGGAGAUACAUUUAUACACAUAAAGUCUUUUUUCUGAGACCGUAAUUUAUCUAAUUUGAUAUACAGCGAAAAUGGGCUAAAGGUGUUCAUCAUGUAAAUGAUCAUUAUGUGAUGUUAUAUAACAGCUUUUUCUUUAUUAUUAUUAUUAUUAUUAUUAAUAUUAUUAUUAUUAUUAUUAUUAUUAUUAUUAAUAUUAUUAUUGUUUUGGUGUGGGGUUAAACAAGUUCACGAUCAAAUUAUUAUUUUUUAUUUUAUAAGGCUGCACCAGUGUUUGCUAUAAACAACAAAUUAUUUAUAUACACUGACCAUAUUAAGGUACUUGAAUGGCUGUGUUGGUAUUUUGCUAUUUUACAGUAGAAACCAGGUAUUUACAUAUACAUACGCAUAUUUUUACUCACUUUCUGAUAUUAAAUAUGAUCAAAUGUUUCCUGUUUUAGGUCAGUUAGGGUUAACAUUAUUAUAAUUAUUAUUUACUAAAUGCCAGAAUAAUGAUUACUAUAUAUAUUUUUAUAAUGACAAUAAAUCAGAAACUCAUUUAAUUUUUGAUACCUCUCCAGAAGCUUCUUACGAUAUUCUGCUGGAAUUUUGUUCCAUUCCUGACAGAACUGUUCUAAUUGAGUCAACACACACACACACACACACACACACACACACACACACACACAACGUUUCAGCUCUUCCCAAACGUCCCAUGGGACUGUGGUCAGGAUUAUGUCACUGUAACACUCCAGAACAUUGACUUUGUUGAUUUUGAAUCGUAUUGUAGCCAGUCUGGUGGGACGGUUAGGGUGAUCUUCCGUUUGGAAGACUCGUUUGUACCCGAGCUUUAAACUUUGAGGCUGACAUCUGGAGCUGUUGCUGCAGUUAUUUCCACACAUCUGCUUUGAGAAGUGCACAGAUCCUUCCUGCAGCUAAACAAACCCGCAACAUGAGGCUGUCAAUCCCAUAAACGUUUCCAGAAAAUAGGACAAUAAUCAUCAUGGUCAAACAAGUCAGUCAUUUCAAUUGUUGUUGUUUUUGUUAAGAAUUAUUUUGGCACGUGUGGCCUUUUUAAGUGGCCUUUCAGCGUAUUUUGAUACACUAGUUGUCACAAGAUUUGGCUGAUUUCAUUUUAUUUGUCCUUGAUGGUACUCACGGAAGCGACUUUGUGCAAAUAAAUCUCAGAAUUUAAAGGGGAAAAAAAAAAAAACAUUAUUCUGGAAUUUAGGAAAUGGAAAUAAUUCUGGUAAUACUGACUUUCCUAAAACAAGUCAGGUUUUGCCUGUCCAAAUCUCAGAUGGUGAGUAGAAAAAAGGGGUUGUGUCUUUUUAAAUACAGUGUAUGUAAACAUCUGGUUUCAGCUGUACCUGAAUGACAACAAUGGAAAAAAAAAAGACAAAUCAAUCACAUAUCAACAAAACAUGUGCUCUUUAUUCAGUAUAUCUACAAAUGAUGUUAGAUGCCUUAAUACACCAGUGUUUAAACAAUUCAAUUAGACUUGAAGGUGACGUCUCCAUGGAGACGGGGUGUUAUCGUAUUCUCCCCCUUCCCGGCUUUACACACCGCAUCUCUUUCCUCGUUUUGAAGCAUAAUUUUGUUACGGUAACCAGGGUCAAAGUUAUGCAAUAAUGAUAAAUAGUGCCUCAUACCACAAACUUGUAAUAUCACCUGCCCUGUGCAAUGUUUCGAUUCCAACACGUGUCCUUCAAUUGCUACUUUUCAGAAGGGGAAAUAAUGACUUCUUUUUAUUAUGGAUGUUAUUUGGGAAUAGUAAUAAUAAUAAUAAUAAUAAUAAUAAUAAUAAUUAAUGAAUAAAAAAGCACAGACAACAAUAUGCAAGUAGGACCUCUAACAUCAAACCUUCUCUUCGCACUGAGCCUUAUAUCAUGGUGUCAAACUCAGCGUCCCACCGCAACACGCUCCCCGGUUUGAAGCACACGUCAUUACUUUGGCUGCAAUAAGUCCUCCUCCGUAAGGGGGGUAAACCCGAGUUACGAAGGCCUCUGGAUGUUUCAGCUCCAGCACGGUGAUUUCAAAUUAGGCCAUGAGGAACCAAAACCACGGUUUGGUAGUUUAUGUCUUUGUUAAUAAUUCGAGACGUACGAUCAGAUGAAAAAAAAUAUUUUAAUUUCUGUGUAACAUUUGAUUUUGAAUUUUUUUUUUUUCUCUCUCUCUCUCUCUCUCUCUUCUGGUUUU
Messenger RNA from Gambusia affinis (western mosquitofish), 6642 nucleotides. It is a transcript of the gene klf12b, whose product is annotated as Kruppel-like factor 12b. The record is from RefSeq and is a predicted model, not a curated record. The transcript is spliced from 7 exons. Gene Ontology annotation, biological process: regulation of transcription by RNA polymerase II. Lineage: Eukaryota; Metazoa; Chordata; Actinopteri; Cyprinodontiformes; Poeciliidae. Gene Ontology annotation, molecular function: DNA-binding transcription factor activity, RNA polymerase II-specific; RNA polymerase II cis-regulatory region sequence-specific DNA binding. Bases 308 to 1429 code for a protein of 373 amino acids.